AGUCCCAGUCCGAGGUCUUCGAUUAGAAAAGUAAAUCUCACAGGACUAACAGUCGCUUUGUCUGCGUCAAUCUCCCGAUCAUCGUAUCUCCAACUCCCCCGACCAAGGGAAUUCGCGAACUGUCUUACCGUGAUUUUUAGUUCUAAUACAUGGCGGACGAGGAACCUGUCGAUCCGAAGAAGUAUCUUGAGGAAUCUUGCAAGCCUAAAUGUGUGAGGCCUUUGCUUGAAUAUCAGGCAUGUGUUAAGAGAAUUCAAGGUGAUGAGACUGGCCACAAACAUUGUACUGGACAGUACUUUGAUUACUGGUCCUGUGUUGAUAAAUGCGUUGCUCUGAAGCUGUUUUCGAAACUGAAGUAGUAGGGAUGCUGUUAGGGCACUUUCAUUUCCUGUUUUAUCUUUUGAAAUGUCAGAUCAUGGGCUCAUUUCCACUCAUCUGCGGCACCUCUUUUCGAUUUGAUCAGCAACAUUUUUUAAAUGAAAAUAAUGGAAGAUGUCUUAAAUUGAUUGCUCUGUAACUUGUAAGUUGUUGAAGGUGAUAUAUCUUGCGAGGUCAUGUUGAAAAUUUUAAA
Populus nigra (black poplar) is the source of this 571-nucleotide messenger RNA. RefSeq names its product cytochrome b-c1 complex subunit 6-1, mitochondrial-like. Gene Ontology annotation, biological process: mitochondrial electron transport, ubiquinol to cytochrome c. The transcript is spliced from 5 exons. Lineage: Eukaryota; Viridiplantae; Streptophyta; Magnoliopsida; Malpighiales; Salicaceae. The record is from RefSeq and is a predicted model, not a curated record. Bases 150 to 359 code for a protein of 69 amino acids.